UGUGAUCGCAUUGGCUUGGCUUGGCUCGAUCAAUCGCCCUGACACAAACUCACGAAAGCCGUUGUCUAGAAGACUUGUCUAUCAAUCCAUCAAUCAAUCCGGUGGAGGCUCACCGACGUUGACAAGGAAGAGGAAGAAGAAGUAAUAGAAGACAAUCAUGAAGGUAUCAAAGACGACUAGUGUGAGGGAGGAGCACGGUUGUAACAUAUAUUCGAUUGCAUUUUCACAGGAUAUCUUGGUGGAAGAACUGAACAACCGAAACAAGUGUUACUAUCGAACCUUUUGCUCUUGUGCCGGUCCGUAUGUUACCGUAUACAAGAUACAAGUCUUUGACUUGAUCGAUGGGGAUGUCUUUACUGGUCCGUCGGGGCCCAUGCUGGUACAUCAAUCCUACGUCGAUGUUCAUCCCGAAGAAGAAUUCUGGGCGUGUGCGUUUGGAGGAAGAUCCUUUCUACCCACAAAACCCACCAAGCUGCCAGCCUUCAAGAAACAGCAAUCAAAUGCUAAAGAGGAAAAACCCAAAAAACGAAAAGAACAAGGAAGCAUGGUGGAAUGUGAAGAAGAAGCCGAUACAUCCAUGCAUGAAGAGUUCCUCAGUAGUAAUGACGAUGACGACGAACCACUGCGCAUAAAUCUGGAUCAACAACCCACUGGGCCUCACUCUUUGGCGGCGGGAAAAAAUAGAACCAUUCAAGUCAUUGAUACCACGCAACAAAAACUAUGGAUGUCGCUACAAGGACAUGGAGAUGAAAUCAACUGUCUCAAAUUUCAUCCAAUAGACAACAACAUUCUAGCCAGUGCAUCCAAUGACAAGAGUGUGCGCCUCUGGAAUUUGCGAAAUGGUACUAAAUUGCCAUUCUAGCAGGACAUGAAGGACACAAGGACAUUGUACUGGCUGCAGGUUGGCAUCCCACGGGAGAAAAGUUGUCACAGGGGGACACGAUAAUCUCGUCAAGAUUUGGAAUAUGGAAGAGGAACUGACAUUCACAAGGCCAUGCAAGACAGUUACAAGAUAGAACUCACACAAAACGAGACUGCAACCACCAAAAGCUCACGACAAAAAGCUGC
Messenger RNA from Seminavis robusta, 1068 nucleotides. The record is from the annotation of a GenBank genome assembly. NCBI's taxonomy places the organism in Eukaryota, Bacillariophyta, Bacillariophyceae, Naviculales, Naviculaceae.